CCCCGUGUGCGCCUGUCUCCCUGAAGUAACCGCAACAAGAGACAGAGGAAGAGAAAAUGGAGAAUAGAGAAGAUUUGAAGUCGAUGCUACCGUUUCUGCCUUUAUUACUUCGCUCAUCAAAUCUGUUUUGGCCAUCACAAGUUGUUGAAUCACUCAAAACACUCUCCAAAGGACCUUUUUACAGCAAAGUUGACACUGGUGAACUGCUUUUCAAUGCUAUUUCCAAUAUCAGAGAUUCUCUUGCUCUCCCUUCUAUGCAUCGUCUCUCUCCUUUUGCCCAUAAAGGUUAUGCUCUCUUCUUUGAUGAGCUGAUUUCACGGGAAGAGGCAGCAAAAUGGUUUGCUGACGUUCUCCCAACAUUGGCUAAAUUGCUCUUGAGAUUGCCAUCUCUUUUGGAGUCUCACUAUCAAAAUGCUGAUAACUUGCGUAAUGGUGUCAAAACUGGUUUUCGCCUGUUGGGUCCACAAGAAGCUGGCGUGGUGUUCCUCGGUCAGGAAUUGAUUGGUGCUCUCCUUGUAUGCGCUUUCUUUUGUUUGUUUCCAGUCUCUGAUAGAGAUAAUAAACGUCUUCCAGCAAUCAAUUUUGAUCAUUUGUUCGAGGAUAUAUAUUCGAGUUACAGUGAAAAGCAGGAGAACAAAAUAAAGUGUAUUAUACAUUAUUUUGAAAGGAUAUGUUUAUCUAUGCCUGAGGGCUCUAUCUCCUUCGAGAGGAAGGUUCUUCCUUUGGAACAACAUCCCUUGUGUGUUUUUUAUCCCAAGGCAGAUUUUUGGAUCAAAUCUGUUGUUUCUCUCUGCACUUUAGAGGACUAUAGUUCAGGCCUCAUUGAAGACCAAUCCAGUGGAACUCUUGAAGUUGAUUUUUCUAACAAGUAUCUUGGAGGUGGUGCUCUUCAUAGGGGCUGCGUGCAGGAAGAAAUCCGGUUCAUGAUCAAUCCUGAAUUAAUUGCUGGAAUGCAUUUCUUACCUUGCAUGGAAGACAAUGAGGCUAUUGAAAUUGUUGGUGCUGAAAGAUUUUCAAAUUACACAGGGUAUGCCUCUUCAUUUCGUUUUUCAGGUGACCAUGUGGACAAAAGGGAUGUUGAUAGUUUCAGAAGACGUAGAACCAGGAUUGUUGCCAUAGAUGCAUUGUGCAAUGCAGGGAUGGAACAAUAUAAACUUGAAUACCUCCUUCGGGAGACCAACAAGGCAUUCUGUGGCUUUUUGGAUCAAUCUAAAUGUGACCAUAAAAGACUGUUUCAAGAUGGUGGUUUGAAAGGUUCUCAGUGUAUUCAAGCUGGUAAAGAUGAUGAUGUUAUGGUGAAGGACUUCCUGAUGGAUGAAGCCCCCUCGACUUCUGUUGAAAUUGCAUUGAAUGGAGAGGAAUCUGUAAACCAAGUGAUCAGAUAUUCUGACAAGAAGGGUAGUUGGUGUGAAGACCCUGAAGCUAAAAUUGGUAUUGCUACGGGGAAUUGGGGAUGCGGAGCUUUUGGUGGAGAUCCUGAACUAAAGUCCAUAAUUCAGUGGCUUGCAGCUUCUCAGGCAUUAAGACCUUCCGUUUUGUACUACACAUUUGGCUUAAAAUCAUUGCAGAAUCUGAAUCAGUUAAGUCGAUGGAUUCUGUUGCAUGGAUGGACGGUCGGAGACCUUUGGUAUAUGUUGGUGCAGUACUCUUCUCAGAGAUUCAACAAGGAAACUAACUUGGGAUUCUUUGCAUGGCUGCUCCCUUCGCAAUUUGCCCACGAGGCUCCUUAACUUGUUUAUUUAUUUAUUUAUUUAUUUUAACUAUGUAAUUAACUUUGUAGCUUCACUUUUUUAAUCUAUCAUAUUCCAGUAGUUCUCUUCAUGUAAGAAAUGCAACUUUGCUCUAGUUGAGUAUUUAAAAUGCUUGCCCAACCUUGUAAAUCAAACUAAGACAUGGAUAUUCUUCAUAAGAAAUCCAUGGUAGGCAUUCAAAAAUGUUAUGAUCUGCUCUUUUUUAUAAAAUUAAUCAUCUUUUUUGUUA
Populus euphratica (Euphrates poplar) is the source of this 1980-nucleotide messenger RNA. Its product is annotated as poly(ADP-ribose) glycohydrolase 1-like. Gene Ontology annotation, biological process: carbohydrate metabolic process; nucleotide-sugar metabolic process; ATP generation from poly-ADP-D-ribose. Lineage: Eukaryota; Viridiplantae; Streptophyta; Magnoliopsida; Malpighiales; Salicaceae. Gene Ontology annotation, cellular component: nucleus; cytoplasm. The record is from RefSeq and is a predicted model, not a curated record. The transcript has 11 exons. Gene Ontology annotation, molecular function: poly(ADP-ribose) glycohydrolase activity. Bases 57 to 1730 code for a protein of 557 amino acids.